This is a messenger RNA of Vigna unguiculata (cowpea), 1114 nucleotides long. Its product is annotated as protein STRICTOSIDINE SYNTHASE-LIKE 12-like. Gene Ontology annotation, cellular component: endomembrane system. Gene Ontology annotation, molecular function: hydrolase activity. The record is from RefSeq and is a predicted model, not a curated record. NCBI's taxonomy places the organism in Eukaryota, Viridiplantae, Streptophyta, Magnoliopsida, Fabales, Fabaceae.
UAAAACAUCAUUAGCAUAGCAAUAUGUUGUCUAACAUCACAAUGGUUAUCACUUUCUCUGCAAUUUUCAUGACAUUCCUUCUGUGUUCACCAUCAGUGGCUGUAAUGCUGUCAAGGUUACCACUACCGUCACCACUCACAGGCCCUGAAUCUGUAGCAUUUAAUCGAAACGGUGAAGGGCCAUUUGUUGGUGUUUCAGAUGGAAGAAUUCUCAAAUACAUUGGUCCAAGGGGAUUCCAGGAAUAUGGCUACACUUCACCAACCAGGAACAAGACAUUGUGUGAUGGGCUUGCUGAUUUCUCAGAACUCCAAGCAGAAUGUGGAAGACCUUUAGGAUUACGUUUCAACCAUCAAACAAACGACCUAUACGCAGCAGAUGCUUAUUUUGGGCUUGUGAAGAUUGGACCCAAAGGAGGAGCACCCAUUCAAAUUUUCAAAUCUCUUCGACCACAAGAGAAUCAUGGCAACUUUACUUUUGAGUUUCUCGAUGGAAUUGACAUUGAUGUGGACACCGGAAUCAUUUAUCUAACCCAAGCUAGUGCUAACUUCCGAUUCAGGGAUGCUAGGGCACUAGAAAACAGUAGAGAUCAAUCUGGGACGUUAUUCUCAGUAGACCCAAAAACGAAUGAAACAAGAGUUUUGAUUAGGGGUCUUGCUCUGGCAGCUGGGGUUGCAGUGAGCAGAGAUGGAGCAUUUGUUCUUGUGAGUGAAUAUCUGGCAAAUAGGAUCCGAAGGUUUUGGCUGAAAGGACCAAGAGCAAAUUCUUCUGAACUAUUCUUGCAACUGAGAGGAAGACCAGACAACAUUAGGAGGAACUCAAGGGGUGAAUUCUGGGUUGCAGUGAAUGAUGUUUUAGGGCCAAAUCCACCUUCAAGGCCUGUUAUUAUACCUAGAGGACUCCGAAUAGAACAGAACGGUGUAGUUUCACGGAUUGUGUCUCUUGUUGGAGAGUUAGGAAGUGAGAGCGUGAGUGAGGUUCAUGAACAUAAUGGGACACUCUAUUCUGGCUCCUUGCAUGCUCCUUAUGUUUCCGUUUCUACUAUCUUUUAGUUUUUCUGUGGGAACUUUCAUCCACACCAAUAAAUAAAAAUUAUCCAACCCUACUUUCUGUUUUA